Aspergillus thermomutatus is the source of this 2178-nucleotide messenger RNA. RefSeq lists its product as uncharacterized. NCBI's taxonomy places the organism in Eukaryota, Fungi, Ascomycota, Eurotiomycetes, Eurotiales, Aspergillaceae. The transcript is spliced from 3 exons. The coding region runs from base 1 to 2178 and encodes 725 amino acids. The record is from RefSeq and is a predicted model, not a curated record.
AUGCAUGAUGAUCAAGAUGACCAGCUUAGGAAGAGCUUGAUUGAGACUCCGGCUAUGAACUCGGCUACCUCCACGCCGGGUCCCGAGCGUUAUUCAGUAGACAAUGGCUCUUCCAACAAGCAAGGCGCCGGGAACGACGACAAGCCCAAACCACCGAGACCAUCUGUCCCCCUGAAACAUUCUGUAUACAUUGUGUUCUUGACUCUGCUGUACGGAGCCGCAGCAUUAUAUGCUUGGGUCAUAAUCUGCAUCCUCACUUAUCACCCCAUCGGUGCAAAUGGCUAUGGACACGGCGAGCUCAACCGCAUUCUCAGUGGCCCUCAUCUUGGCGCCACCACUGUGCCCGAGUACCUUGACGCAUUAUUUGCUAAGAGCGAGCGGUAUCUGAGGGCGGCGAGAAUUGUCCAGUCCUUGGUGUCUGUGCUCACCAUCCCCUUGACUUCCGCCGUGUGCUCGCAGGCAGCCGUGGUGUAUAUCCAGCAGAAGCGAGGGGACAAGCGCCCGACCCUCAGGCAAAGCAUGGCCCUGGCGGACAAGGGGUGGACCGACCUUGUGCUCUUGAAAAAUCUCGUCUUUGGGGGUUGGAAUAAGUACGGGUCCUCGCUACUACUCUUUGCCCUGUUUCUGCAUCUCCUAGGCGCUGCCAUAUCUCCGGUACAGCAGAUCUUUCUCUCGUUCAAGACGAUCAAGCGUCUCGGGUACCCUGUCAGCCUCACCCAAAUCACAGACUUCACUGAUCUUUUCCCGGACCGCGGACCUGACAUUGGGCUGGAUGCAACCAAGCUCAGAGCCACUCUGGCAUCGACGGUCAAUACUGUGGUUCAGCCGAGACUCUGGUCCUCAAGCAAUGGCACAGUCUCCCUUGAUGAUCAGAGCUACCAGACUUAUUUGGCAUUGCAGACAAAAUCCCAAAACACCCUCGCCAAUAUAUCCACUAUAACUGAUCCAUUCUGGGCCGAGCUCCCCACCAGUACCAACACUGGUUUACUACGACAGUUCGCCCCUCGCGUCAACUCGACGGCCAUAUGGGAGAACAAUUCAGCUGCCAUACUUCCCGAAGACUGCAACUCAUUGUCUGACGCCUUCUAUCUCCGCUACGAAUAUGGACAGGACGAUGAGGCUCCAUUUCAAUACAGCGUUGAAAUAUAUUUAAGCGAAGAGUUGUAUUUCAAGAUGAACUUUUCGGGAGGCGGGGGGAUGCUUGAUUACGUGCCCAGAGCAGGAACAUAUUGGAGGAAGCUGACACUCCACACCACGACGGGCUACUUCGAGCUUCCCAACUACGCAAAUGGCCAAAUCCCUGGGCCGUUCAUCGAAGAAAGUCCGUUUGACAAGAGCCCGCGAAAUUUGACCCCUCGGGAUCUAGACAACAAUACAGCCUGGACUACGCUCAACGCUACCUUGAAUGUGAUCAAUGCCGGUAAUAAAGGUCCACUUCUUUACAUCGCCAUGGCACUGUUUGGCGAAGGGUCUUUCGCCGAUGUGCAACACACAGCCUUAGCGGCAUAUGCCAACUCUGGCAUCAAAUACGAUGGUUGUAUUGGCAUCAUCCCCUUUAUUCCACUUCUUGACGACCCCCACUCCUCCUUUAAGGUGUCCCCCGGUAACCCCUGUCUAACGGGCAGUGCUACUGGUGAUCGUGAAUAUAACAACGAUGUGAUGCAUGCAAUUGUUGCAAAGUACUUUUUCCUUUUCUCUGGGGAUCCUACCUAUGGGCCAACUUCGGAACGAGUACAGAACGCCUUUGCCUCGGCGGCGUUUCUAGCCAAUGACAUGUUCAUGACGAAUAACUACCAUGAGCAGAGUAUCAGCAUAUCAUAUGAUAUGGGUGCCGAUGUACAAAUCCCGCACAUCUCCCGUGUAGGAAUUAUCUUCGUCACAGUAUUAUUAGGUCUUGACUUGGCAUGUCUUCUGGCAUUGUCCCUCUAUAGCGCGUGGAUUCCUCGAUGGACUGGGACCCUCGACUCCUUUGCGAUGCUGCGGAUCGGGGCCUGUAUAUCAGAAAAGGUUCCUCUGCUGGCCGCGCGACAUGUUCAGCGCAUCGAGAUUCUUGAUGAGACUCCCGGAUGGAUGGGGAAUGCAUCUGAUGGCAAGAUAGGGGAAUUAUGCUUAGGUGGGAAAGGGCCACUUGAGAAGACGCGACGUUACCGCAGUUAUGACACCGAUCAUGCAUCUUAA